Messenger RNA from Culex pipiens pallens (northern house mosquito), 1619 nucleotides. Its product is annotated as fibrinogen gamma chain-like. The record is from RefSeq and is a predicted model, not a curated record. The coding region runs from base 76 to 1584 and encodes 502 amino acids. The transcript is spliced from 6 exons. Lineage: Eukaryota; Metazoa; Arthropoda; Insecta; Diptera; Culicidae.
UAAAUAAGUUCACAUGUGGUGUUUUUUUAACCAGUCUGCAAACAAUCGCUGUUGAGGUUAGAAGUGAACUUUGAAAUGAUGCUUGAAAUUUCUUGCAUUCUAUUUUUGGUUGGAAGCCUUUUGGUUGAAACUGUUCCAGCAAACGUUACCAAUGGAUUUGGUUACGAAUUACUGUUGGCAAAGUUGGAUUACAUGGAUUACAAAUUUUUAGAACUUCAAGUGGAAGUGAAGGAACAAGGUGAGCAAUUGUUAUCCAAUCAAGAGAAGAACAAGCAGGAUUUGUGGGAACAGUCAAGGCAAAUCUUAGAACAGCAAAAAUUCUUCGCGAACCACGAAGCCUUCAAGCAGUUAAUCUUUGAGUUGCGACCACGAAAGCAUCCCUCAAACAACAGUUGGCUGAUAGCUGGGGGAAAAUCUACAAUUCACAAUGGUUUGGUUACGUCAAGGAUCACUUCCUGUAAGGACGAGCAGUCUAAGCGAUCUGGCCGUUAUAGGAUGGACGUUCCUGGGGUUGAUCCCUUUGAUGUUUACUGCGAGCAGCAGUUUUACGGAGGAGGAUGGAUUGUGAUUCAGAACCGAUUCAAUGGAUCGGAGGAUUUCUACAGGAAUUGGACGGACUACAAGAAUGGAUUCGGUAGUAUUGAUGGUGAAUUUUGGUUGGGUUUGGAGCAAAUUCAUGCGUUGACCAAAUCUCAACCACGUGAACUGUUGGUGCAUCUUGAAGACUUUUCCGGAAACGUAAAAUACGCCAGGUACAGUUCAUUUGCCGUUGGAAGUGAGGCUGAAAAGUACAUUUUCAAGACGUUGGAUGGUCACAGUGGCACCGUAGAGCAGCAGAAAUUCUUCGCGAGCCACGAAGCCUUCAAGCAGACAAUCUUUGAGCUGCGACCACGGAAGCAUCUCUCAAACAACAGUUUGAUGACAGAGAAGAUGUCCACAAAUCACGAUCGAGUGGUUCCAACCAAGAUAACUUCCUGUAAGGACGAGCAGUCUAAGCGAUCUGGUCGGUACAGGAUGGACGUUGCUGGGGUUGAUCCUUUCGACGUGUACUGCGAGCAGCAGUUUUACGGAGGAGGAUGGAUUGUGAUUCAGAAUCGAUUCAAUGGAUUGGUGGAUUUCUACAGGAAUUGGACGGACUACAAGAAUGGAUUCGGUAGUAUUGAUGGUGAAUUUUGGUUGGGGUUGGAUCGAAUUCAUGCGUUGACCAAAUCUCAACCACGUGAACUGUUGGUGCACGUUGAGGACUUUUCCGGAAAUGUAAAGUACGCAAAGUACAGCUCAUUUGCCAUUGGAAAUGAAAAUGAAAAGUACAUUUUCAAGACGUUGGAAGGACACAGUGGAACAUUAAGCGACUCCCUAGUUCAACAUAAGGGCAUGAAGUUCACCACUAAGGAUUCAGAUAAUGAUUCUCAUAGCUCAGCAAAUUGUGCAAAUAAUUAUUUUGGAGGCUGGUGGUAUACAGCCUGUCAUUCCAGUAAUUUGAAUGGUAAAUAUAAGAACGAAGAUAACUCCAUUUCGAUGUGCUGGUAUUCAUUUAAAAGCAACUACCAAGGUCUGAAGGUGUCCAAAAUGAUGUUAAAGUGAGAUAUUUAUGCUGAAUAAAGAGAUGGAAUGUGAUA